Messenger RNA from Coffea eugenioides, 1690 nucleotides. RefSeq names its product tRNA (adenine(58)-N(1))-methyltransferase non-catalytic subunit trm6-like. Lineage: Eukaryota; Viridiplantae; Streptophyta; Magnoliopsida; Gentianales; Rubiaceae. Gene Ontology annotation, cellular component: tRNA (m1A) methyltransferase complex; nucleus. The transcript has 13 exons. Gene Ontology annotation, biological process: tRNA methylation. The record is from RefSeq and is a predicted model, not a curated record. Bases 115 to 1476 code for a protein of 453 amino acids.
UCCAAAUCCUUAAUCAGAGCCUAUUAGCUCUUUUAAUCUUUUCAAUAAUCGUUUGAAAUCUUCCAAUAUUGAAAUUUAUUUAUUUUUUUAAAAAAUCAAAAUCAAAAUCCAAAGAUGUCGAUAAAUAAAAUCCAGGAAAAUACCAGUAAAAACAAUGCUAGAUUGACCUGGGAAGGCUGCAGCAUCUUGCUUGACAUCAACGAUGGUGAACGAAUGGUUUUUGAACGUUUGACUGCAGGCGCUACAUUGAAGGUUGGAAAUAAGAAGUGCUCUCUUCAGCCUUUUAUUAAUUGUCCAUUUGGGUCUCUGUUUCAAGUAGAGAACGGAACAGAUGGGCCUUUUUUGUCUCGCAUUUUUUCGACAUCAGAAGGUAGUAAUGAUCUUCAAGAGGAAAAGGAGUCUCCUACAGUUUAUGGUUCCAAAGACAACAGAGAAUUGAUGGAUAAUAAUACAGCCCAGUCUCUUACAGGCGAAGAUAUAGAUGAGCUGCGAAGAAAGGGAGCCAGUGGAGUUGAAAUUAUUGAAGCACUCAUCACUAAUAGUGCAACAUUUGAAAAGAAGACAUCAUUUUCACAGGAAAAGUACCGUCUUAAGAAGCAGAAGAAAUACUCACCCAGAGUACUUUUAAGGCGUCCUACUGCAAGAAGCAUAUGUGAGGCAUACUUCAAAAAACGUCCAGAACAAAUAGGGUUCUUGCGAAUGGACGCAUUAGCUCUUCUGCUGUCCAUGGCUAGUGUAACUUCACAUUCAGACGUGCUUGUAGUGGAUAUGGUUGGUGGACUUCUUACUGGUGCUGUGGCGGAGAGGUUGGGAGGUAAUGGUUAUGUGUGCAAUACGUAUCGUGGAAUUACACCGUAUCCCAUUGAUAUUGUCCGGAUGUUCAACUUUGGUACAGAGAUUUGUGAAAGGAUUGUAAAUUCCCCCUUGACAGAGUUAUGUGCAACUUCAAAUGUAACUUCAGUAUCAAGCAGCCAACUGGAAGAAGCCUGUGGCACCAGAAGCCAGUCAAAUGAAGAAGGUCCUUCUUCCUCUGUGCCCUCUCUGGACACGGGUGAAAUUAUGAUAUCCUCUGAAGAUGGCGACACAGACAUUAGUCCUACUUCUCUAGCUGUCAAACCAUGUAAAGCCACAAAGGUCGGUCAGAAGGCACCACUGGAUGCUAUUAAGUCAUGGAGGGAAAAUGGAUUCUCCAGUUUAAUAAUCGCUGCUCCACAAAUUGAUGCUUGGAGCAUGGUCAAAGAACUUCUCCCUCUGCUGUCAUUUUCAGCUCCUUUUGCAGUUUAUCAUCAGUAUCAGCAGCCUCUUGCUCUCUGCAUGCACAAUUUGCAGGUCGGGAAAAUGGCUAUUGGUUUGCAAAUAUCUGAACCCUGGUUACGUGAAUAUCAGGUCCUUCCAUCCAGAACCCACCCACACAUGCAAAUGAGUACAUCUGGCGGGUAUAUACUGAGCGGGACCAGGAUAUAUGGUUCCAAAUAGCAACUUGUAGUAAUUAGAUUUGUGCCCUUCCUUCUGUUGCAUCUUAACCAUUCCUUUAACAGAGCAUGCAGUUCUUUUUCUUAGAUCUCACCCUGCUGUUUCUCAGAAAACAUUUAUUUAGUUGAUGUCUGCUUUCUUCUGUAGACAUUUUUCAACGGAUGAGCUAAUUAUCAUCCUGCUUGAGGAUUGUAUCAAAUCUAAAGGGGAUUUCUCA